Megalobrama amblycephala (Wuchang bream) is the source of this 2088-nucleotide messenger RNA. Its product is annotated as cytochrome P450 4V2. The coding region runs from base 67 to 1602 and encodes 511 amino acids. Gene Ontology annotation, molecular function: heme binding; oxidoreductase activity, acting on paired donors, with incorporation or reduction of molecular oxygen; monooxygenase activity. The transcript is spliced from 11 exons. Lineage: Eukaryota; Metazoa; Chordata; Actinopteri; Cypriniformes; Xenocyprididae. The record is from RefSeq and is a predicted model, not a curated record.
UCAAGUCAUUUAACAGGCGAGGAGCUCUGAAAACCCAUUACACUACACAUUUAACAAAACAUCAAAAUGAAUGUGGAAGUUGGUGGACUGUUGAACGGAUUGUUAAUUUUUGUCUCACUUUUAUUGGUACUGAUUUUCACAACCUAUCAGUUGCUUAAAGAUUAUUUGCAUAAAUGGAGAGAACUAAAACCUGUACCCGGGAUUAGUCCAACUUACCCAUUCCUAGGCAACGCGCUCAACUUUAAGUCUAACAGAAGAGAUUUCUUUUGUCAGUUGGUUGGCUACACAAAGGAAUUCCAGAAUUCUCCUCUGCUUAAAGUAUGGAUUGGACCUGUCCCAUUUCUCAUCUUAUUCCAUGCUGAGACUGUUGAGACAGUGCUGAACAACCCCAUUCACAUGGACAAGGCCUACGCAUACAAAUUUCUGCACCCAUGGCUGGGAACAGGAUUGCUCACCAGUACUGGGGAUAAGUGGAGGCGCAGACGUAAGAUGCUGACUCCAACAUUUCAUUUCUCUAUACUAACUGAGUUCCUUGAGGUGAUGAAUGAGCAGGCGGAGGUGCUCAUAGAGAAACUAGAGAAGCAAGCUGGAAAAGGACCUUUCAACUGCUUUAACCACAUCACUCUCUGCGCCCUUGACAUCAUCUGUGAGACUGCCAUGGGAAAGAAGAUCUAUGCACAGAGCAACUUUGACUCUGAGUAUGUGCGCAGUGUGUACAAAAUGAGUGACAUAAUCACCAGGCGUCAGAGGAUGCCCUGGUACUGGCCUGACUUUGUGUAUAACUAUUUUGGUGAAGGCAGAGAACACAACCGUAGUCUGAAGAUCCUCCACUCCUUCACAGAGAGCGUGAUUUAUGAGAGGGCGGAGUACAUCCACUACAUUGAGUCCGACAGUGAAUCAGAUCAGGGGAUGAAAAAAAGACGGGCUUUCUUGGACAUGCUGUUGAAAACAACAGAUGAGGAUGGGAAAAAGUUAACUCACAAAGAUAUCCAGGAGGAAGUGGACACCUUUAUGUUUGAGGGUCAUGACACUACAGCGGCUGCCAUGAACUGGGCCAUACACUUGUUAGGUUCCCAUCCUGAAGUCCAAAGAAAGGCACAACAAGAACUAUUUGAGGUUUUUGGAGAGUCUGAGAGGCCUGUUAACACAGAGGAUCUGAAGAAACUGCGUUAUCUGGAGUGUGUGAUAAAGGAGUCUCUGCGUCUCUUCCCCUCUGUUCCAUUUUUUGCCCGAACCAUCUGCGAGGAUACACAGAUCAAUGGCUAUAAAGUCCCUAAAGGAGCAAAUGCCAUCGUCAUAACUUAUGCCCUUCACCGUGACCCACGCUACUUCCCUGACCCUGAAGAGUUCCGUCCUGAUCGCUUUCUGCCAGAGAAUUGCGUCGGUCGACAUCCUUAUGCCUUCCUUCCUUUCUCUGCCGGUCUUCGCAACUGCAUUGGUCAGCGGUUUGCUAUAAUGGAGGAGAAGGUUAUCCUGGCUUUUAUUCUGCGCUACUUUAACAUAGUGGCAUGUCAGAAGAGGGAGGAACUCCGACCACUGGGCGAACUGGUACUGCGACCAGAGCAAGGCAUCUGGAUCACAUUGGAGCGCAGAAAACGCUAACACACACAUAGCUAACCCAGUGUUAUGAGAAUUCGUAUGAAAUGGCAAAAUUCUACACCAUAUGAUUCAAACCUAAAUGUAACCAUAAAGCCCAACACCUAAACCUACCCAUUAUUGUUCUAAAUAAUUCUGGAAUAAGAUUUUGCCAUCUUGUGCGAAUUAUUAUCAGAAGAGUAUUAACACACACAAUAACACUGACAUACAUGCACUGGUUUUCAGCAGUGAAACUGUUCUGUAACUGAAAGUUCUACAAAAUGAUUAAGGACUUUUAAAAAGAAACUAAUAUGAUGAAAUUAAUAAAAUUCUAAAAUAAGAUUAUAUACUUAAUCCAUGCUUAAAUUAACGUGGGAUUAAAUGUUGGCAAAUAAUUUUUAAUGUCUUCUCUGUCUACUUGUAAUUUUGCACAAAUUAAUAACUAAAGAUGUAGUAAUAUUUUGAGAAACAAGAUACUAAUUAUUAUAAAUACUAUUAAAUACUAUUAAAGCA